GCCGGCGCAUUAACGCUCUUUCAUUACGUGCGUGUACCGAGAGCUUUGUUAACAAGUUGCAUUACGGGAGCUUUUCGGCGGAAAACCUUUUGCAUCCCCCCGGUUAUGGUAAAAUGGUUUCGUUAAAAAAAAUGCUCCCCCAACUUGACGAAUGUUUUGUGUUUUUGAGGAGAUCUACUGGAGUAAUCUGUUUGGGGGGGGAGGGAAUGGAGUCAUUGGGGAGCGGAAUAGUAGGUUGUGUGCGUAAAAACCGAGCAAUUGCUAUUGAUUUUUCCUUCAGUAGAGAGCUCAGGACACUGUCACUAACAGAAACUCGUGGAUACAUCCAUGCAAGCGUUUUCCUUUCGUGUCGUCGCUUUUGGGUCGUCAUUUUAAUUGGCGCUAUUUCGCUAGGGUAACAGUGAUUGUGAUAGUGAAAAUCUUCUAUUAUUACGGUGAAGAAGAUACAUUUUAAAAGUUGUUCCCUUACGCUUUAUCUCUGGUAGAGCGCAAGGUGUAAACAUUGUACAAUUUUCCUGGUGGAAAACUCGAAUCCACUCGAAAACUUAAACCAUACGCGAAGUGGCCGUCACAGAUGUCACGGAAAGUUCACCAGAAGACAACAAGCAAUCGAACACGGUGGUUUUGAAAAACGCAUCCCAUAAACCACACAGCGGACAGCCGAAAAAACAGGGCGGAAAAAAAUAUCACACUACGCGUAGAACAAACAAUCCGUCAUGGAGCUAACCCGGAGGCAAUUUAACUUAAUUACCACCACAGGAAAGAUGGCUUCCACCAUUCUUUCGCUUCUGUUCCUGCUGGCCACCAUCGUUCCGUACCGUGCAACGGUUGCACUACCGGAGGGAACGUUUCCGGUCGCGAAGCGUAUGAAUAUCGAAACGUGCUUAGUCCGGUUCGAUGUGCAUCUUAACACCAUCAUACGCACGGAAGAAUCGCGAUCGAUGGGUGCACGCUUUCUCGACGAUGCCGAUCUGAAUUCGCGCGAACAGUGUCUACGGCUGUGCUGCGAAACGGAAAAUUGCGACGUAUUCGUGUUCGAAGAAAAAAGUCCGGGUACGUGUUUCCUCUUCCAGUGUGGCCCGCCGGAAAACUUCCGCUGUAAGUUUACACGCCACUCGAACUACACCAGCGCAGUUCUGUCCAUGCCGCCGCCUCCGCCUCCUGUUGAACAACCGCCUCCACCACCUGCACCGCUAGCAGCACAGAUACAAUCGCUAGCCGCACAACCGGCCCCCAGCAGUGGUGUUACGAAACUGCUCUCCCAACACGAAAUGGAACUGGUCAGCUUGAAGGACGGUGGCAACGGUAAGCUGCAGGGCACAAAUUUUGCACCCGCUUCAUCCACAACGCCUUUGCCACCGUUGGGCGUUCGGCUUGGAGAAAUACUGACUACGCCCAGCGCCAGUACACCAAAGCUUGGGAUGCCCGCGCAACAGUGUGGUCAUUUCGAAUUUCCUUGCCAUUCUGGGGAAUGUAUCGCGGUGUACAACGUGUGCGAUGGCAUCCCGCAGUGUGAGGACGGUAGCGAUGAAGGCGCCGAAUGUCCGCAGAAGAGUUCCGCUCCGAUCAUAUCCUCACCGACGAUGCAAGGCAGAGAGCAGGGUUCGGGACACGGAAGGGCGAGUAUGACCGGGGGUUUGGUGAAUCAACCCGUCAUGAUGAUACCCUCGGUACGUGGCGGUACCAGCGGGAACAAUCCGAUCGGGAUGGGUGCACAAGGAAUGCUUCCACUCGACCAACGUAUGUAUCAACCCCUGGAUUACCAACAGCCGCCCAAUCGAUUCGGGUUGUCAUUGGAACAGCAGCAGCAGAUGCACCGCAAUCGCGAAGAUCCGAUGACGGCUCCCAAACCUUGGCCUCGUCCAGCCAUCAAUGAGCCGAACUAUGUCGAUUCCGCCGAUAGUCAUAUCUUUAACCAUAAGGGCGGGUUGCAGCUAUCGGCAGUUAACAACCUGUUACCACCUUCUCAGCAAUAUCAGGAAACACUACCAGAAUCGAGCUACAUGCCAUCCUCCUCCGUCAUACGAGGUGGUGGUGGAAAGUCAUAUCUGACUAUGGCCGGAAGUAAUGGCUAUCCUCAACAACCGUUACCACAGUUUCCAGCCGAACAAACGCCACAGCAGAUGCCACCGUAUAAAUCCGUUCUUCCUUCCCAGUGGAUGGGAAGUAACAAUAUGCGGGCCUCCAACUGGCCAUUACAACCGGGCGAUGGUUUACCUAGUGGCAGUGAUGGAGUUCCUCCAAGGGAACAAUACAUACAACCGCCAGUCCAGCAGAAACAUCCUUCGAUCGCAGACAUGCAAUCCACUUCCAACGGAGCGGAUGCAUCAUCGUCCUCCUCGAUUACAUUGCAACAAACGGCAUUAAACCAACCACCCCCAUCGGCUGGUCAGUGGACAAUGGGAUCACAGGCAGCGUUGGCGGGAACACCAACACCGCCAGGUACUCCGUCUGCUAGCGACGGCUCAGCGAAUCGUGCUGGGCUUGAAACCUCAAUGAAAGAACCAUCCCCAAACCACGAAUCAUUGCCUUCUGCAGCUGGCGCAGCUCAAGGUGGAGCAAAACAUAAGCCACCUGCCAGCGUUCCAUCGGAUGGUGGGACAGAGUACGAAGAAGAUGCAUAUGACGAUACUUACCCAGAAUCGACGAACGUAGCCGGUGCGGAUGAGCAUUCGCAACCACCUACCCAAACGGAACCACCGAAGAAAAAGGUUCGAAAGCAUCACAAACACGAUCAUGACCAUGGUAAGCAAGCCGGUACGGGUUCGGAUGCGGACAGUGCUAGUGAACAGACGGAACAGAAAAAGAAGAAAAAAACCAAAACUAUCAAAAAAGAUAAAGCGGCUAAUCAGGCCGAUCACGAAAUUGGCACCGGCCACCAUACUGGCAGUGAUCCGAUCGUGCACGAGCAUCUAAAGGCGCUGCACAAGGAGCUCGAGAUCGAGUUCGCGGAUCACGAUGGUUAUGCCGACCGUCCCGGUGGUGCUAUGUUGUCCCUUACCCUCGGUGUGUUGCUGACCGCGGCCAUGGGUAUUCUGCUGAGCUGCCGGAUGCGUGUCGCCCGUCGAAGAAUUCGUCGUCCGGGCAAAUCAUCCUACGCGCACGAUGCCGAUUUUCUCGUUAACGGCAUGUAUCUGUAGAGAUCCCGUUGAGAACGAAGCAACAUCAUCAGCGGACGGUUAACCCGCUUCUUGUUGGUACCAUUUUCUUAUGUUAUACGUGCUGUAUAUGCUGUAUUUGGUUUCUUUCCGCCGAAUGGAUGAUGGUUAAAAAAAAAUGCUAGGUUUAAAAUAUUUUAUUCUUAGUGCUGUAAUUAGUAAAGAUCAGUAAUGCAGAAUUAUACAGAAAGAGAAAUAAAAUUAAACCCGACAAAAAUAUUGGCGAAAUGGAAAA
Molecule: messenger RNA, 3393 nt
Organism: Anopheles funestus (African malaria mosquito)
Lineage: Eukaryota; Metazoa; Arthropoda; Insecta; Diptera; Culicidae
Product: chromodomain-helicase-DNA-binding protein 7
Exons: 5
Coding region: 717-3140 (807 amino acids)
Molecular function (GO): protein binding
Source: RefSeq, a predicted model, not a curated record